CAAACGGGGUAGAAUCAUAUUUGCUGGGGUCAGCGGACUUACCAUGGGAAAUCAAGCUUGUUGUGCCAAACCUGCUGAUGAGAAGGAUAUCGUGAAGAUUCCAACACAGGACGCCUUCGACAACCAGGAGGAAGAACCAAAAGAUGUGGUCAAAGUAGUCACUGAUCCAACGGUUUGCACGAUCACAUUCCUCGACGAGACAGGCACAGAGAUUGAGCUAAAAUUCGCAAAGAAACCGUUGGGCUUCAAGUACGUUUCAGGCAAGGCGCCUUUGAAGGUUUCCGGAAUUCUUGAUGAGGGUUGUGUGAAGGAGACUGGUCUUCCUGUGAGAGUUGGUUGGGCCAUCAAAGCUGUGAAUGGCAAAAUACUGAACGCUGAGCCGCAAAGGGCAUCGGAGGAGUUCCUGGAAGAGGUCAAAAAAACUUUUUGAAUGGAGCCAAAGUGGAGCCAAAUUGUCGAUAUGCAGACUUUGGCAGAGUGGCGAGGCAAGUGGCAAGGUCCUUCAUUUUCCCAGAGAUGGAUUUUGGCUUGAGUUGCGAGCUAUAUCAGUCUCGCGGGACCUACACAGACUGUGCCUGUUGAUGAGCAAGUUAAAGUCAAG
Molecule: messenger RNA, 601 nt
Organism: Cladocopium goreaui
Lineage: Eukaryota; Dinophyceae; Suessiales; Symbiodiniaceae
Source: the annotation of a GenBank genome assembly